AUGGCCUUCAGAGGUCCUGAUCUCCACCUCCCUGCAUCCUUGCUGAGCCAGAGGCUGAAGGCUGAAGAGAUGACACUGGACCUGGAGUUUGAGGUCUUGAGUGUGGGAUUUAAUGAGGAGGGCAGAUAUGCCCUGAGGCUGUCAGCUGAGAAUCCUCUACAGGCAGGCUCUGGGGCUGGAGUGCAGUUGCGCAUCAAUGAUGGGGACCCCCUCCCAGCCUGCUCUGCUGUCACUGAGGUCAUUGAGCAGCAGGAUACUGACCAGAGCCUCACCUUCACCAGGAACAAAUUUAUCUUUACUUUGCCCAAAGGGUUCUGCAAGAAUGACGGGCAGAAUGAUGCACAUCUGCGCAUAGAGGCACUGAGGCUGGAUGGAUCUUCAGGACAGGUGGCCCAGAGGGUGGGUGAGGCUAUCUUUCCCAUCUACCCACGACCAGAUGAGCCCCGAAUGAACCUCACAGCACGGGAGCAUGAGGACCUGUAUCGUUACUGCGGCAACCUGGCUCUUCUCCGAGCUAGUGAGGACCCCACAGCCCGUCACUGUGGGGGCCUGACCUACAGUGUGGCCUUCCACGUGCACCGAGCCCCUAGGUCCUCUGUCUCAAACUGCCUUGUGGAGCCCAGCCAGCCAGAACUGAUUCUGCUACAUUCUCAGCAGACUUUGAGGGAGGUCCUGAGUUACAAGGCAGAAGUCUUCUCUGUGAGCCCAUCCAGCUCCAACAGUGACCAGGAGGAACUUAGCUGGGAACCAGAACGCUGGCAGCAUAAGGCUCAGGUUCCUGAAGAACCAGGGGACCCCCUGGAUAUCUCCCUGGACCCAGGUCCUGACACCAACUACCUGGCUCCCUAUAAUAAGGAGAUUGUCACGGUCACUGUGCACGGAGCUACCAACCUUCCUGCCAGCAAGGACGGCUCUGAGCCGUGGCCCUAUGUGGUGGUAAAAACCACAUCAGAGGAAGCCACCGCUCCCAGCCCCAAAGCAGUGACCUCUGUGACCUCAGAACCCACCAGAGCACCCAUCUGGGGGGACACAGUGAAAGUGGAGAUCCAGGCAGAGGAUGCAGGACGAGAAGGUGUCAUCCUCAAGGUGAUGGACAACAAUAAGAAGGAGGAGCUGGUGUCCUAUGAAAUCCCCAUUAAAUACCUGCGUGUAUUCCACCCAUACCACUUUGAGUUUAAAAAGGUCUUCCUUCGGGGAAUCAACGAGCCCCUGGUCAACAGCCCCAACCCCAUGGUGGUAAUCGCUCGGGUGGUUCCCAGCUACACGGAGUUUAAGGCCAGCCAGGCCAGGCGGGACCCUGCCUCUGUGGGGCUGCCCCUCACCCAGCUUUCUGUCCCUAUCUCAUCACCAAUGAACUUCGAUGUGCCUCGGGUUAGUCAGAACGGGUGUCCUCAGCUGUCCAAACCUGGGGGACCCCCAGAGCAGCCCUUAUGGAACCAGUCCUUCCUCUUCCAAGGCCGAGAUGGAGCCACCAGUUUCUCAGAUGACACAGCCCUGGUGCUAGAGUAUUACCCUUCUGCCUCAAUGAAAAGCAGUGAACCAUGGACCCUCAAGCAGCCCCUGGGUGUCUCCGUGCUACCACUAAAAUCUCGUCUCUACCACAAGAUGUUGACAGGAAAAGACUUGAAAGGGCUGUGUGUGGAACGGCUCCCCAUCACGGACACCCACCUAAAAACCAUCAGUGGAGAGCCCCCCACAGUGAAUCUCUCCUUCCAACUUCUUUCCUCUGAGAGGCCAGAAAACUUCUUGACACCAAACAAGAGCAAGGCUCUGCCCACUCUGAACCCCAAGAUCCUAGAUGAGAAUCUGGGUGCCAUCCGUGAGUCCUGGUCCAUGAGCUCCUCAGAAUCCUCUCAGGAAGCCGAGGAGCCUCAGACGUUGCGUGGCAUGGAGAUGAACAACUACCGGCGGGCCUUGCAGAAGAUGGCAGAGGACAUCCUGGCACUGAGGAAGCAAGCCAGCAUCCUGGAGGAGGAGAACCGUAUGCUGAGGAGCCAACUGACCCAGCAGAGCAUGGAAGAAGAACAGAGCAGAGCUGAAGAAGAGAGCCUGGCAGUGUCCAUGAAGCAGAGUCUACUGCUGAGUGAACUGGAUAUAAAGAGGCUGCGAGACAGGGUGCAGCACCUGCAGAAUGAGCUGAUUCGGAAGAAUGAUCGAGAGAAGGAGUUGCUGCUUCUGUACCAGGCCCAGCAGCCCCAGGCUGCACAGCUGAAGCGGUACCAGGACAAGCUGCAGAAGAUGAAGGCCCUGGAGGACACUGUACGGCACCAGGAGAAGGUGAUUGAGAAGAUGGAGCAAGUGUUGGAAGAAAGGCUCCGGGAGAAGAAGGAGCCAGCACCAGCAGCAAACAGGCCACAGGGGAAUCCCAACGUGGGCGGACCUGCUCCCCCAGGCAGAUCUCAGACCUUCCCCGCGUUCACAGCCUCUGGCAUUCACAUGGGCCCCACGGGAGAGAACGUGGCUGUUGAUCUUUACUCCAUGUUGCUGGCAGAAAACACGAGGCUGCGGGCAGAGCUGGAAAAGAACCGCCAGCAGUCAGCCCCCAUCAUUCUGCAGCAGCAGGCCUUGCCGGUGGAUCCCAGGGAGUUGGGAGCAGGUGGAGACUUGGCAGAGAGGCUACGAGACACAAAAGGCCCAGGCCACUCCAAGUGCACAGAGACCUUGCCAGCGCAGGAUCUCCUUGGUGGUACUUCAGACAAGUUUAACCUCCUCACCAAGCUAGAACAAGCUCAGAAUCGGAUCUUGUCCCUGGAAAACCAGCUGGAGGACUCAGCACGCCGCUGGGCACAAGAGAAGCAAAACUUGGCCAUACGGCUUCAGGAGCAACAACAUGGCUUUGGACACCCAUCAAACUCCAUUAUCAUAGACCAGCCUAAUGCUGGAGUGGCCAAGGAUCCCCAGCAGUCCUCCAAACUGGAACCCUCACUGCCCAGCUCAGACAUGAAGCUCAACAGACUCUCAAACUCCCAGAUGGAGACCUCUAACCCCCAGAAGACCUGAGCCUGGAGCUGGCCUCCUUCCCCAUGUGCUGGGGAGUCAUCCCCACCCCAAAGAUGUCUUUAGUAAAUGCUAUAACUCAAUAA
Peromyscus eremicus (cactus mouse) is the source of this 3083-nucleotide messenger RNA. It is a transcript of the gene Ccdc33, whose product is annotated as coiled-coil domain containing 33. The transcript is spliced from 21 exons. Bases 1 to 3000 code for a protein of 999 amino acids. Gene Ontology annotation, cellular component: peroxisome. NCBI's taxonomy places the organism in Eukaryota, Metazoa, Chordata, Mammalia, Rodentia, Cricetidae. The record is from RefSeq and is a predicted model, not a curated record.